Molecule: messenger RNA, 1773 nt
Organism: Paramecium tetraurelia
Lineage: Eukaryota; Ciliophora; Oligohymenophorea; Peniculida; Parameciidae
Exons: 4
Biological process (GO): protein phosphorylation; intracellular signal transduction
Cellular component (GO): cytoplasm
Molecular function (GO): protein serine/threonine kinase activity; ATP binding
Source: RefSeq, a predicted model, not a curated record
AUGAACAACAAUAAACUGAAUCUCUUGGAGGUUUUAAGAAAGAAACGAAUAGAACAACAAAGCGAGUAAAUUCCAAAAACUCCGCCUUUAUAGAAACAAAAAUCUAAGGAGGAAAUUCGAAAAUAUUUGCUCCAGAAUCCCAAAACUAAUCUUAUAAGUCUAUUCAAAAAGAAGAGAGAGGAUGACAAUACACCUUGUACUCGUCAGAAUUUGCUUAAAUUUUAUGACAGCCAAGGCAGAAGUUCCAUUCUCUCUCCGAUUUGUGCUGCCAACCAUGUCCCAUAAAAAAGUGUAUCAGAUGAGAGUACCAAUGCUCUAUAGAUUACGAUACCUAAGAGAAUGUCACUCGUAUCUCCAAGAUUGCAGCAUUUAAAUUCGCAGACAUCAAUACUAGAAUCUCCAAACGAAAUCGAAAGUUUUAUAGUGGGUGGAUCUAAUGCGUCUAAAUUAGACUUAGAUGAACAUUAUUUAAGGAUUGAGAAUGUUGAUGAUAAUCCACGGAUCAUGCGAUCAUAAUCAUAAUGUUAGGAUGAAGCUUAGAUGGCAAUACUUCCGAAUACUUUAAGUGUUCCCAUGGGUAAGGGACCAAGGAGAUUGCAAUCAUUUUCAGUAGGUGACCCCUUUAGAAAUGGAAUAAAUGCAGCAGAGUAGAGGAAAUCUGUAAGGUUAAUGAGAGGAUUGAGUGGAAUCCAUUAACCAAAGGAAACAUAGAUCUUGGAGAGAUCUAGAGAUGAGGCAGGAAGAAAGAAAAUGAAUAACUUCGUAAUUUUACAUGAAUUGGGCAGAGGUGCCUUUGGAAAAGUGCGUUUAGUUUAUAAUGAAAUUGAUUAACAAUAUUACGCAAUGAAAAUAGCUGAUAAAAACAAGUUGAAGCGGAAGUUACUAACAAAAGAGACCUCAGCAUAUUCAUUAUUAGAAUAGGAAGUGGCGAUAUUAAAAAAAGUUGAUCAUUAAAAUGUAGUUAGAUUAGUGGAGGUUAUAGAUGAUCCAGAAGAGAGGAAGUUAUAUCUCAUAAUGGAAUAUGUGAAGAAGGGAUCCAUCAAUUCAAAAUAGUAUUGGAAAUCUGAAGGUGUGAAUAUUGAUUGGGAUGAAGGAGAAAAGCCGCCUAAAAUCACUUGUGAAAAGAUCAGGAAGUAUUUGAGACAUUUCCUACUUGGAUUAGAUUAUUUACACAACUUUGCCAGAAUUGUGCAUAGAGAUAUUAAACCAGAUAAUUUGUUGAUUGAUGAGUUUGACAACUUAAAGAUUGCAGAUUUUGGUGUAGCAUAAAUGUAUGAUAGUUCAUCUGCUGAUUUGAUCUAAGGUGAUGUUGGAACCAAAGCCUUCUUGCCUCCAGAAGCAUUCAAGACUUCUUAAGUCAAGGGGAAACCAGCAGAUAUCUGGGCUGCUGGUAUCACAUUCUUCAUGCUCACUUAAGGAGGACAUCCUUUCCCAGCUAAAAAUGUUUAAUAACUUAAGGAGGCUGUUUUCAAUAAUGAGAUUAGGUUCUCCAAAGAUACUGAUCCAGAUUUGGCAGAUUUCCUAAAUUGUUGUCUUAAGAAAGACGCAAGAUAACGACACACACUUGAGUAACUUAUGGAUCAUCCAUUUAUUACAAGGAAUGGAGAGGAACCAUUAAUUGAAUAAGAGUUUUCGGAUGAAAAUUUCUUCAUCUCUGAAAAUGAAAUAAGCAAGGCACUCUCCAAAGUUACUAUAAGAGCUACUGUGAGAGUCUUUGCCAAACUUAAACAGAAACUUAAUCAGUCUAGAUAGAGAAUAAAGAGACAGUAAUGA